Ixodes scapularis (black-legged tick) is the source of this 1943-nucleotide messenger RNA. RefSeq names its product cytochrome P450 1A1. The transcript is spliced from 10 exons. NCBI's taxonomy places the organism in Eukaryota, Metazoa, Arthropoda, Arachnida, Ixodida, Ixodidae. Gene Ontology annotation, molecular function: heme binding; monooxygenase activity; iron ion binding. The record is from RefSeq and is a predicted model, not a curated record. Bases 267 to 1784 code for a protein of 505 amino acids.
CACUUGUCUCUUGCCGAAGACUUGCGCUAGAUCAGUCUCUCCGUCGCGCGUGAACGUUAUCCAAGGUCACGGACGACUGUCGUUGGGGUCCGCGUGUGUGCGUUUGAGCUUCGCAAUCCAAUUUCUGGUGCCGUUGUUUCGUUGGGGCAUAGGUUGGGGGCGCGUCAUCGACUUUGGAAGCAAGGUCUUGGACGCAAGAGCGGUCCAUCCACGCGCGUGCGCGUGCGCGCAACGUUCCUGUUUUGUAUUCGUGAACCAGUAACGCCAUGAGCUUUCUGUCGGAGAAGGCACUCUUCUUUUGGGACUGGCGAUGGUUGACGACGGCCCUUGUUUUCCUGCUCUCCUAUCUCGUGGUGCGGUUCUAUCACAAGGUGUCCAAGUACCCGAAAGGCCCAUUCCCGCUGCCUGUCGUCGGAAAUCUUCUGGAACUCAGGAACACCAAAGAGCUUUACAAGGCUGCCAACAACUGGUCUCAGAAAUUUGGAGACCCAAUCACUCUGUGGAUGGGUGAGAAGCCAAUGGUUGUGCUCAACACACACAAACUUGUGAAGGAAGCGUUCAUUGAAAGGAGACACGAGUUUGCUGGACGUUUUUCAACCAAAAUGGCGGAACUCCAGAGACAAGGAAACCACAACAUUAUGUUUGAGGACUAUAAUCCAACCUGGAAAACCCUGCGCAAGUUGGCACUGACCGCCGUAAGGAAGUACGCCGUCAGUGACUCGUUGGAGAACCUUUGCUGCGAGGUCGUGGAUGCUUACGUGGAUUCGUUGAAGGAGGGACCCAAUGUAGUGGAUUCGAGAGCUCCUUUUAUGUACAUGCUUUAUAACAUAAUCGGCAUGUCUGUCUAUGGAGCAAAGUUUGAUAAAGAAAGCCCAGAAUUGACUAAGAUGCAAGCCAUUAACAAAAUCUUCUUCGAAUUAGCACCUAAUGGACUGCCAAGUGACAUUGUGCCGUGGCUGGGUCUACUUUACCGAGGGCGUGAAAAGAAGAUUGAGAUUCUUUUCAAGGAAUUUCUUGACAAACUUGAUAGCCUGUACAAACGAGCUGUGAAAUCAUACGUCCCCGGCAAAAUCGAAAACUUCACGCACUCCAUGUUGGCAGCGAGAGACGAAGCCAUUGAGCAAGAAAAGAACGACGCUCAGUACCUCACCGAAGCCAACAUGGUCCAGAUUAUUAUGGACAUCUUCGGAGCUGCAACGGAUACUUCAUUGGGAGAGCUGCAGUGGUUAUGUCUGACGAUGACCAGAAAGCCAGAGAUACAGGAAAGAAUAAAGGAAGAAAUAGAAAGAAACUUGGGGCAAGCUCGACCCGGAAUGCAAGACAGAGGAAAGCUACACUACACAGUGGCCUGCCUCUUGGAGACCCUGCGCAUGUACCCCAUCGUUCCCCUAGGCCUCCCGCAUAACACGACAUGCGACACAGAAGUUGGAGGACAGUUCAUUCCCAAGGACACUGGCAUCUUUUACAACAUCUACACCAUGAACCGUGAUCCCCAGCUGUGGCCAGAACCCGAGGUCUUCAGGCCGGAAAGAUUCCUGGACCCUGUCACGGGCAAGGUGAACCAGGAACUUCUGCCCCAGCUGAUGUCUUUCGGUCUGGGUCCCAGGACGUGUCCAGGAGAAAAACUGGCACAUGUGGACAUGUUCUACGUCCUGGUGCGCUUUAUGCAGCGUGUCAGCUGCAGCGCACCGGCGGGGAAAUCGGACACCCCAAUAGCGGCAAUUAAUUCCAACUUGUUUUUGACUCCUGCAGAGCAAGACAUCGUUUUGACUAGAGUGUACUGACCCGAACAAUUCAUGUCAUUACUUAUGUAUACUCAAGAACGUUUGCUUUACGUAUUUGUGUCUGCUUUGAAUGCAUUAAAAAUAAACGAACGGCAGAGAAAAGAUGAACUUUGUGUACAAAGAAAGCCGUCCUAAGUAAAGAUUGCAAACAAGCCAUCA